AUGCCCGGACAAGCGCAGGAAAAGCCGCCGGCAGUGGAAGCUUCAGCAGCCGCGGCAAUUGAGGACGACGAUGAGCCGGACGAGUGGGACAAACGGAUAUUCAGCACAGGAUGUGCAGACGAAAACGCCAAGAUGACAGACUGCUACUACGAAAAGAAGGACUGGAGAGCAUGUGCAAAAGAGCAAACCUUCAGCCAUUGCUUCCAGACUCUCACCGGACAAACACCCCCUUACAAAUUGUUGGCCAGCUUGAUCUCCAAGAAAGUCAACAUGCUUCCCGCACGCAGAUCCUUCGCCGUCGCCUCGCGGCCUCUCGCCCGCCUCCCCCUCAGACAGCUCCAAGCCCCAGCACGCCUCUAUGCCACAGACUCAGCAACACCAUCAACGACGUCCACAACGGAAGACGCAUCAUCCUCCGCACCGCCGCCUCCCGCAAAGCCAAGCACCUCCUCCUCCUCCUCCUCCUCCUCCUCUCCCGUCCCGCCGAGAUACGCAAAGCCCGCUCCCAAGCCGACGCCCAAGCCCGCGAUAGCAGCCUCCGUGCCCACCAGCUACAGCGACGUCGUCUACCAGGCCAAGAGCAUCGCCUACGAAGACGCAAGGGAGGACAAUGCCGCCGACCUGGCGGAGCCGGUCAGCGUGGACUGGACGAGGAGCUUCUACGGGAUAUCCGCCCGCCCGGUGACGGAGAAGCAGUUCAAGGUCCUGAUGCAGCCCCUGGAGGAAAAGGACAUUGAGGUCAAGCCCGACGGCGUCGUCUACCUGCCGGAGAUCAAGUACCGGAGGAGGCUGAACGAGGCCUUUGGCCCCAUGGGCUGGGGCUUGAUUCCAAAGGGCGAGGCCGUCGUUGGCGACACCAUUGUGACGCGGGAGUAUGCGCUCAUUGUGGAUGGCCGCUUUGUCUCGCAAGCCCAGGGCGAAAACUCGUACUUCUCAGCCGACCAGCUGCCUUCCGCCGUUGAAGGAUGCAAGUCCAAUGCCCUGAUGCGUUGCUGCAAGGACCUGGGCAUCGCCUCCGAGCUGUGGGAUCCUCACUUCAUCCGCUGGUUCAAGAAGAACCACAUGGAGGAGGUGUGGGUAGAGCACGUCACGACCAAGAAGAAGCGACUUCAGUGGUACAGGAAAGGCGACGUGGAUGUGGCAUACCCUUACAAGAUCAGCAAAUAAGGUGCUUCAUCCAUCCGGCGUUGAGGAAGUUCUAAUGGGGGGAAACGAUAAAAAAAUCUCGGUGGCGUUACGGGCGAGCAGUGGACUUGUAUGAUGAUUUAGAGAAUCGGUUUGUGGGUUGAUGCUGUGCAGCAGUUCCGGUUAGACCCAAGGGGCAAUAUCAUGUACACACACACAAACAGGGCAUAGUAUAUGGCAAGACUCAUUUGCAUGGGGGCGCGACUCUGAUCACUCCCCUCGAU
Messenger RNA from Trichoderma reesei QM6a, 1409 nucleotides. RefSeq lists its product as uncharacterized. Gene Ontology annotation, biological process: interstrand cross-link repair; recombinational repair. Bases 1 to 1167 code for a protein of 388 amino acids. Gene Ontology annotation, cellular component: mitochondrial nucleoid; mitochondrial chromosome. NCBI's taxonomy places the organism in Eukaryota, Fungi, Ascomycota, Sordariomycetes, Hypocreales, Hypocreaceae. The record is from RefSeq and is a predicted model, not a curated record. The transcript is spliced from 5 exons. Gene Ontology annotation, molecular function: single-stranded DNA binding.